Messenger RNA from Dermatophagoides farinae (American house dust mite), 2507 nucleotides. RefSeq names its product ATP-dependent DNA helicase hay (gene hay). Gene Ontology annotation, cellular component: nucleotide-excision repair factor 3 complex; transcription preinitiation complex; transcription factor TFIIH holo complex. Lineage: Eukaryota; Metazoa; Arthropoda; Arachnida; Sarcoptiformes; Pyroglyphidae. Gene Ontology annotation, molecular function: 3'-5' DNA helicase activity; DNA binding; hydrolase activity. Gene Ontology annotation, biological process: transcription initiation at RNA polymerase II promoter; nucleotide-excision repair. The record is from RefSeq and is a predicted model, not a curated record.
UGGUUAUCGUCUCAAAACAUUUAUUAUUGUCAUUUGUUUUUUUUUCAUUGAUGAUCAAAAUCAAUUAGUUUUGUAUCAUGUAUCGGAAAAAAUUUAGUGGUAAAAAAAAUUUUAAACCAUCAAAUAAACAUGGACAAGAAUCAUCUAGUCGUAUUGAUGUAGAUGAUGAUGGUCUUGGUGAAGGCGAUAGUGCCGAAGUUCCUGAAGCAGCUUUUCGAUCUGUCAGCGAUACAAAUGCCGAAGAUGAAUAUGGUGCCAAGGAUUAUACAAAAGAAUUAACGUUAAAAGAUGAUUAUUCGGUUCGACCAUUGUGGGUGGCACCUGAUGGUAAUAUUUUUCUGGAAACAUUUUCACCAUUGUAUAAACAAGCUCAAGAUUUUCUCAUCACUAUUUCUGAACCGGUUUCUCGGCCGGAAAAUAUUCAUCAAUACAAAUUGACUGCUUAUUCAUUGUAUGCUGCUGUUUCUGUUGGAUUGAAUACAGAUGAAAUCAUACAAUAUUUAAGUCGAUUAAGUAAAACAUCAAUCCCUGAUAGUAUCGUUGAAUUCAUCAAGCUUUGUACUUUUAGCUAUGGAAAAGUAAAAUUGGUACUCAAACAUAAUCGUUAUUUUGUUGAAUCAACAUUUCCUGAUGUGAUACAGAAAUUGAUCAAAGAUCCAAUCAUUGCUAAAUGUCGUAUUCGACGUGAAGAUGGUGAUAAUCUAAUAACCGGCACUAUUACGAAUAAAGGUAAAUUUGCCGGCGAAAAUAAUAAAGAUGAAAAUGAUUCUGAUAAAGUUCAAAGUGAUGCAAACAAAAGCAAACCGGAAAAUAUACCUGAAGAAUUGUUUAAUUUUUAUGAAAAAAUGGAACGUGACGAUGAUGAACCAGAAGACAUACAAACAUUAUCAUUUGAAGUGAAUCAAGCAGAAAUUGAGACUAUACAGAAACGUUGUAUUCAAUUAGAAUAUCCAUUAUUGGCUGAAUAUGAUUUUAAAAAUGAUACACAAAACCGAGAUAUUAAUAUUGAUCUUAAACCGAAUGCUGUUCUUCGUCCAUAUCAGGAGAAAUCAUUACGAAAAAUGUUUGGUAAUGGUCGUGCACGUUCUGGUGUGAUCGUAUUACCAUGUGGUGCCGGUAAAUCAUUGACCGGUGUUACAGCCGCAUGUACUAUUCGUAAACGAUGCUUAGUAUUAUGUAAUUCAUCUGUUUCCGUUGAACAAUGGCGUAUGCAGUUUAAAUUAUGGUCAACAGCCGAUGAUAGUAUGAUUUGUCGAUUUACAUCGGAUGCUAAAGAUAAACCGAUUGGUAGUGGAAUAUUGGUCACUACAUAUACGAUGAUUACUCAUAUACAAAAACGUUCAUGGGAAGCAGAUCAAGUAAUGCGAUGGGUGAAAGAUCAAGAAUGGGGCCUAAUGUUAUUGGAUGAAGUACAUACAAUUCCGGCCAGAAUGUUUCGUCGUGUGUUGACCAUUGUACAGGCUCAUUGUAAACUAGGAUUGACAGCCACAUUGGUACGUGAAGAUGAUAAAAUUGCUGAUCUUAAUUUUUUGAUUGGCCCUAAAUUAUAUGAAGCAAAUUGGUUAGAAUUACAAUCGGCUGGAUAUAUUGCUCGUGUACAAUGUGCCGAAGUUUGGUGUCCAAUGCAUCCAGAAUUUUAUCGUGAAUAUUUGGCUGCCAAAUCCAUGAAGAAAAUGUUAUUUUAUGUAAUGAAUCCGAAUAAAUUUCGUGUCUGCCAAUUUCUAAUCAAAUAUCAUGAAAAGCGAAAUGACAAGAUCAUCGUCUUUUCCGAUAAUAUCUUUGCAUUGGUCAACUAUGCUAAAAAACUUGGCCGUCCAUAUAUUUUUGGGCCAACAUCACAAGGUGAACGUUUACAGAUUUUACAGAAUUUUCAAUUCAAUCCUAAAUUGAAUACAAUAUUCGUAUCGAAAAUUGCUGAUACAUCAUUUGAUUUACCUGAAGCAAAUGUUCUCAUACAAAUAUCAUCACAUGGUGGUUCACGACGACAAGAAGCACAACGUUUGGGUCGUAUUUUGCGUGCGAAAAAAGGUGCCGUCACUGAAGAAUAUAAUGCUUAUUUCUAUUCACUUGUAUCACAAGAUACGCUUGAAAUGCAAUAUUCACGUAAACGACAACGAUUUUUAGUGAAUCAAGGUUACAGUUAUAAAGUGAUUACAACGAUCAAAGGAAUCGAUGAAGAAGAAUUAUUCUAUACGAAUAAAGAUGAACAAAUGCAAUUAUUACAACAGGUAUUACAAGCUAAUGAUAAUGAUGGUGAAUUGGAAAAGAUAUCGAUAAUGGAUUCAGCCGAAAUUAAAUCUUCACAACAAAAUCGACAAUCAUUUGUAACGAAAAAAGCUGGUAAUAUUAAUUCAUUAUCGGGUGCCGAUGAUAAUGUUUAUAUGGAAUUUAAAUCGAAAAAAUCUUCCGAUUAUAAACAUCCAUUGUUUAAGAAAUUUAGAAAAAAAAAAAUAAUGAUGAUGAUGAUGAUUAAAAUUCAUUUCAAUUUGUAAUUGAUAAUAAUUUUU